This is a messenger RNA of Corticium candelabrum, 1869 nucleotides long. RefSeq names its product zinc finger MYM-type protein 1-like. Bases 1 to 1869 code for a protein of 622 amino acids. The record is from RefSeq and is a predicted model, not a curated record. NCBI's taxonomy places the organism in Eukaryota, Metazoa, Porifera, Homoscleromorpha, Homosclerophorida, Plakinidae. Gene Ontology annotation, molecular function: protein dimerization activity. The transcript has a single exon.
AUGUGGCAUCAGGCUAGGCAUGUUGCGGCUACAGGUAGUUCUGUGGCACAAAGCCUUAGUGACGACUAUGCCAGAAGAGUAGAGCUCAAUAGACGAAAUCUCAGCAAAAUCAUACACACAAUUCUCUUCCUUGGUCGCCAGAACAUACCUUUUCGUGGACAUCAUGAAAGUGAGGGUUCCUUAAACAAAGGGAACUUCUUAGAGCUACUGAAUUUGAGAGCAUUAGAUAAUCCAGACCUUGCUUUACAUUUGAAAGGAACAUUUACCUAUACGUCGCCAAAAAUACAAAAUGAAAUCAUUGCAUUGUGUGGAAGAAGAAUUCAGCGUGGAAUAGUUGAGGAGGUCAGGAAAUCCGGAUGCUAUGGUUUAAUAUGUGACGAAACGACUGACAUUUCUCGUCAAGAGCAACUCUCAAUUUGUCUUCGAUAUGUUGACGAAACAGUAACAGUGCACGAACGUUUUCUAGGAUUUUGGCCUGUUAAGGAAACUGAUGGUGAGUCAUUGCAUAACUUUCUCAAGGACGUACUGAAAGAGCUCGGUAUUCCAGUAUGCAUGAUGAGAGCACAAUGUUAUGACGGCGCUGCAAAUAUGAGAGGACGAUAUAAAGGAGUUAGCACUAGGUUUCUACAGGACGAGAGCCGAGCCAUAUACAUCCACUGCCAUGCUCACGUAUUAAACCUAACCCUUGCCAAAGCUUGUACUUCUGUUCAGGAUGUUCGGAACAUUCUCGGUGUAGUGGAUUCCUUAUAUAAAUUACUGGAAGGGUCAGCAAAAAGGCACAUGCGAUUCAAGAACAUCCAAGAAUCCGUGGAUUCAGAAAACCCGGCUACCACUCUGAAAAGAAUUUGCGAGACUCGUUGGUCUUCUCGUUACCAAGCAGUUAAAGCCAUUAAGGUGGCUUUUAAAUCCAUAGUUCAAACCCUUCAAACUAUUGCAAGUGAUGAUGCAGAAUUAGGAGCAGACGCUGUGUCUCUUCAGAAGUCGGUUGAAACGUUUCAAUUCUACUUCUAUAUUUCUGUUCUAGAGGCAACUUUGGGGAAAACGGCUGUUUUAUCUGAAUUUCUCCAAGCAAAGCAUGUAGAACUAUUUGGAGUAAAGGCCAAAGUUUUGGGCACAAUUGAGGCGUUGAAUUGUGUUAGAGGGGACUUCGAGAUGAUUUGGAAGCAAACUGAAAAGCUUGCAGAGGAGCUAGAUCUAGAAAUGCCUCGUUUGGCUCGAAAACGGAAAGCAUCUGAGCGCUUAGAGUGGGGAAGAAGUGAACCAUAUUAUCCAGCAACGCCAAAAGACCAGUUCAGAAUGACUGUUAAUGAACUUGUUGACACGAUGAUAAUGGAGUUGAGAGAAAGAUUUAACGAAAACAAUUAUGACGUUCUCACUGCUGUAGAGACUCUUUUAGCAGAUGCCUUGACAGAGACCAAACCAAACUUGAGUCUUCUUCAGACAGCUUGUCAGUUUUAUAGAAGUGAUUUUGACUAUUCCCGUCUACACCACCAGCUUACUGUCUUCUAUGGUGAAAUAAAGGCGAUAGCAUCUUCUCAUGGAAAAAGACAAAUAGAGUCCGAUUUACCGGCAAUACAGCAUAUUAGGCAGCUGUUUGCUGGAAAGGGUCUUAGAGACAGCUAUCCAGAAGUUUUAAGGCUUUUGCAAAUAUAUCUGGUAGUUCCAGUCUCAUCAGCAGAAUCUGAGCGUUCCUUUUCUACUCUCCGUCGUCUAAAGACUUGGCUUAGGAGUUCUAUGGAAGAAGAAAGACUUGCAGCUCUGGCCUUACUAACAGUUGAGAGAGAAGAGGUAUUAAAGUUAGAGGAAGCUAUUGAUGAACUCAUAGAAGAGUUCUGUGCAAGAGGAAACCGCAGGAUGAUUUUUCAGUAA